UCACCUUUAUAUAAAUCCACACUUUCUCAAGUUUCUUUUCCCAACACUACUUUUUUCCUUCUUUCUUCUUCUUCUUCUUCUUCUUCUUCUUCUCAACCCCAUAACAUGAAUGGCCGCAGAUCAGAAGACAACUCCUUCUGCCAUUUCCAUCCCAAACAAAUGGUUGUUGGGGUCUGCCCCUUGUGCCUGAACGAGAGGCUCUUAAUCUUGGCCUCAAACCAAGACCACUUUUCCUCCUCUAGAAGCAGCGUCCGAAGAGGCCAGACCUCCUCCAAGCACAAAAAGCCACCCAUCACUCUUCCAAAGAUCUUUGCUCUCGGAGGCUCUUUUCUCAGUCGUCUCGAGUUCCGGCAUUGGAAAUAUUCCGGCAACUCCGAUCAUGAUAUUGCCUCCAUCAGUCCAGAAGGAGCCUUUGAGGACUCAUUUAUAUCAAUCAAGUUUGGAGACAACGGCGUAGCUUCUUGGGAGAAGAACACAGUGUCCAAGGUAUCUCUAGAGAACUGCAACAUGUCCUGGAAUAACAGCUUGACCCAAGAAUUGACUAAAGAAGCCAAGGAGACAAAGGAGAACAAGACUGUAAUAGAGCAUGGGAAACCGCGUGCAUCGCUUAGGUGGCGGAAGCGGAUUGGGCAUCUGUUCCAGGUCAUGAGAUUGAAAAAGUCCAACAAGGGUAAUGUGUGCCAUGUGAGCAGCAAGGUGGAAGGAGUCAAGGUGAGGAAAGGUUGGAUAAGGACUCUGACAAAGAGAAAGACCACAAUGGAAUAAUUUAAAGUUGGAUACACCAAGUGAUGACACAAGUCCACAAAUCUUUUCACUCUUCCAUAUAUAAUACCAAUUUAAUGGGGUUGGUGCUUAACAUUGUGACUGUAAAGCUAUAUAUUAUAGAGAUGGUAAAGUCAAAUAUAGCUUUAUCACUCUCAAAAAUGUGCUUUAUUUGCUUUGAAA
This is a messenger RNA of Juglans microcarpa x Juglans regia, 945 nucleotides long. RefSeq lists its product as uncharacterized. The record is from RefSeq and is a predicted model, not a curated record. Bases 106 to 765 code for a protein of 219 amino acids. Lineage: Eukaryota; Viridiplantae; Streptophyta; Magnoliopsida; Fagales; Juglandaceae. The transcript is spliced from 2 exons.